Messenger RNA from Monascus purpureus, 4078 nucleotides. Lineage: Eukaryota; Fungi; Ascomycota; Eurotiomycetes; Eurotiales; Aspergillaceae. The record is from the annotation of a GenBank genome assembly.
CUAACCAACUUAAACCAAACAGGUAUCGGUGUCUCUUCCCCAGCCCCGGGAGGAGAUUGGAGCCAGUCUAACUAACUAACCACCAUAUUCUUUUCUCUCCUCCUUACCGCCUCCAGUUUCUCGAACAUCUUUCGAACGUUGCUGCUGUAGCAAGCGCAGUAUCCUUAUUUCUAGAUCUCUGCUUUCCUGCCCUUCCUGCCCUUCCUGAUCUUCACCGAUAACACGCUGAUCGCCAUUAUUGCUCUGCUCUGACAUACGUCAGGACGUACGCCUGGCGUACUGGAGCUCACCUAGCGGGCAUAUCACAUUUCCUGCGUACGAAAAGCAUACCCUGCGUCAACCUACCAAAUACGCCUGCCUCUACAUCAGUCAUUAGGGUGCAAUUAGCCUUGGCCUUUUUAACACUUAAGUCAACUAAGCGACGCGGGAUGACAGUCAACCGCUCAUCCGAAUCGAUAUCAGCGUCGGAUACCUCUGCGCCCUCUAUCUAGAAAGGGGGCAAGGAGACGAAGCUGUAUCAAUCACCGUAUCAAUAGAAGCUUGCUGCGAAUUAUCAUAUGAGCUCAUUGUUUUCCCGUCACCUCCCUUGACGGGCUUCUCAUAACAUGGAGGCGUUGACUGUCCAACUACGGCGCGUCGAAGAGACAAUCGAAUGUUGGGAUGAUGAUGGUGACCUCCAGUGCACAGAUGACGUCCAGUUUUGCACUGCCUCCACAGUAACAUCUGUAACAAAUUCUUCUAUUCGGAGGUCGGGGCACCGCGACUCGAUUUCUUCCCGUCGCUCUACUCGCUCCGAUCUCGACUCGAUCCCGGGGGAUGAUGAUGACUGGCAGGUUUUACUGCACGAAACUGACGAAUUUGCAGCUGAAGAUGCCAUAUUAUCGGCCAGAAAUGCGGGCAUACCUAUACCUGAAAACGUACCUAAGUCUGCACUUACGGGAGGCACCAUAAAACGGCUUGGUCGCAAAAAAAGGGCGGAUUUUGUUGACGACUGGUCUGAGGAUGUGCUAUUUCCUGGUCCUGAGCAGGCUCUACAGUUGAAAAUCCCUCAAGAAAAGACAUUUCCAGAUUCCCUUCGCCAUAUCUAUUCCACAGGCACAAGUCCGGUGAAAACUUCCGCCUCACCUUUCUGGGAGAGCAACCCUUCGGUCCACUUGAACUCUAGUUUAGCCACUCUUGACAAGUUCCGAGACGAAGAAUAUAGCUCCCAAGACGUGCCAACAAUCAAAAUUGCUAAUUAUAGACUUCUGCAGAAAGAAGCCCCCUCAUCUAAUUGCCUUGCCCAGGUGGCAAGAGACGAUAUUGAAUGUUUCGACGAUGACUUUGAUCUGCCGGCAGGUGACAUUCCUCUCCGGCUUGGAUCGCACAAAGGUACUCGGGAGACUUCAACUCCAGUCACGGACGACUUUGAUUUUGAGUUUUCCGAGGAUAGUACUGGGGCUAGGUUUGGUGGCACCGCGAAAGAUCGCCGCUCAAAUCCUAGCUCUUCAGUCUCGGUGCUUGGCCCAAGUGUUUCGAGUUGCAUAGCUGGAGAAAGCGAAGAGGACUGUUUAGAUGGUCUCAUCAUUCCUGAAGAACCAUUGGAUUUGCAGGCUUCUUUGAAGAAGAGGCAAGACGCUAAAUCGGCUCAUGUUUCGGAGGACCUCCCGGCUCGCCAGGAGCCGAGCGAAAAAGAUGACUUCUUCACUGGUCUCGAAAUCGGUGAUGUUGAUAUCUACGGUCCUGAGCAACUGGCUGUGAACCCUAAUGUUAAAUGCAAAACAGAGCAUCCUAACAGCCCUACGCGUCGUUCGGGAACUACAGUAACGUUCACGAACGCAGCUGUCUCUCCAAAGACACGAAUACCGCGUCUGUCAAGCCACGACCGCACUCGGUCUACUCAACUUGAAACGGUAUCCGAGAGUGGCGCUCCUAUUUCCAGGUUCCAGAGGCCACUGUCCCGGUUUGGAGGGCACUCUGCACAGUCAUCCAUUUCUGGUCUCUCAGCCUUAUCUGCUUCAUCGGCGACUAGCUCAGCACAACAAAAUCGACGAUUCAUUGGAACGCGAACCAUGGUGGAUGCCUUAACUGGAGAGUCUGCUCCCUUGAGCACAGAACCUCUAACUCCAAGACGAUCAGUGCCAAGCAUCCGCGAUGAAAAUAAAAUCACAUCGACUCCCUUACAGCGUCCACUGUCUCGCCAAAGCGGAGCAAGUCGCUCAGUUUCCUCCACUCGACCUCGAACUCCAGUCGAUCGCUCAGCAAACGAUGCAAGGCUGGGUCGUAGACAACUGACACCAUUCAUUCCUGCUGGGGCCUCAGCAAAUAAAUUACACCAUGUUAAUGUGAAGCCAUAUCAACAUUCGCGCCGUACUAACUCGGACAGUUCUAUUGAUAAUCCAAGUCCGCAGGGCGCCUUGCCCCGACCAUCGCGGAUCAGCCGAGGGGGAAAUCUGGGUAAUAAAACAAAUGAGACAAGUCCUGAAACUUUGGUCAGGGCCGCGAAACGUUCACUUACCAAACCUACGCGCCGCCGAAACUUUGGUGACGGUACUGAAUUGGAGUCCUUUGACGACUUACCCACGUCUUCAUCGGCCGAGCGCAGGUUUGUCAAAACCCCUAGUGGGCGCGGGGUUCCUAGGUCUUUCCGAAGCAGGCUGAGUCGAGGCCAACAUGUAUCGGCUCCAAUGGAAGCGUCUACUCAACCAAUCAUGCCGUCUACCACAUCUAGUUCUCUGGACUAUACUCCGAGAUUCGCGCGUGAUACAAAUGCCUCCAGAAAUGCUAGAGAACAACGCAUUGCCUCGAUGAAUAUAGGUUCGAAAAAUCGAGAAGCGAACCCACUCGCUCCUCUCAGCUCAAAUUGGAAGGCUCAGUAUUCCUCGCGGCAAUCUAUAAAUUCGGCAUCGGCAAGGACAAAGAGAGGGAAGGCCACAACCCUUUCCGGGAAUAGACCUCAUUUAAUCAAGCCUUUGGGGUCUGGAGUCCAUGAGGCUAAAGACGUAAAAGGCAUGCGAUAUAAUCCGAUUACGUAUCAGUGGGAGGGCAAUGAAUCGUCGAUUUCAGAGUUUGAUUUCUCCAUUCCCAGGUCCCCUAAGGCCGCGCCUGCCCUCAUAACCAAUGUAGGUACAAUGCAGAAUGUACAAGUGGUUGGUGAAAUGGUGUUCGAUCCCCAGCGCAUGUGUUGGCUCAAGCUGGCGCCACUGCAGCCCGGCGAUAAUGGUCUAGCAGUUGUUCAGGACGAAGAUGAUGUCUUUGCUGGUCUUGAUGACCUAGAAGAGAAGAAUUUGAGGCCCGGUUACACUGGAGGCCCGGUUGCUGAUGUAUUGAAUGAAUGCAGCCACCCUGCCAGUGGCGACGAUCGAAGUGGUGAUGAUUCGUCCGAUGAGUGGCCCAUCACGGAAGAAUUUGAUGUCGGUCCUGAAUUCGUCAAACGCCAGAGGGCAGAGGAAGAAAAAUGGAGGCGUAAGGUCCACAAGUGGGUCAGUUCUGAUCGUUCAGGAUUUGGUGAUGGCUGGAGAUGGGCUAUUCGUGACUUAGUGAGGCUCAAUGCCCCCAUUGGGGCUCAGCCAUGGGAAUAGGCACAUUCAGUUUGCAGAAAUGCCUUGGUGUGGAAUCACCUGUGGCAUUGGGGAUUCCCAGGAAGAGUACCGUGCGAGACAUGGAAAAGAUUUAUGUUGAAUGACGCAUUUAAUGUGUUGGGAGGCUCGAGUCCCUUUCAUGCUCCUACUCGCAUGUUGCUGUGUUCUAGCGCUGCCUGGUCGCACAGCUUAAUGGUGCAGAGAAUCUCGAAGUGGCAGCCACAAGCCUGUUACGAUUUCGUAUGAGCAUAUGAUGCAGAGGCACCUUCGGGGUCUUGAUGAUUUAGCUGAUGUUAUGACUUCCAUGUGGGUAGGGUUUCAGUUGUGUUUGAUUCCUCCAUUAAUGGCUUUCUUUAUAUUCGUCCUCUUUGUCUCACUUUGUAUCAGUUUUUAUCCAUGUACUAUUGUCAUGUUAUAUAGAAUCUACACAUCUGCCUGGCUCUUAUUGCACAUACUGAGCUGUGGUUGUUGAUAGAGUUAGGGUUAAUUGUACAAUUUAUCGUAUUCCUCUUUUUUUA